AAGUUUAUUUAAUUAUUGAUCUUAGUUUUGUCAUGCAUUGGUGAUUGCUGCACAAACAUGAAUUCAAGAUGCCGCCAAAUUACACGUUGAUAUUCAGAAGGACUUUGGGGAAGGAUUUGUAUUUAGUCCAGUUAACGUCGUUGCAACCAACGGGAACCACGCUUUUGAGCACGUCCGUGUGGCCCCAUCAAAGUGUCCAGUGAAACCCAAGAUGGAGGUGGACAGCGAUCUACAGUGUCCAAUCUGCUUGGAACUAUUUUCCUAUCCCAUAAUUCUUCCAUGCUCCCACGUGCUCUGCAGAUCUCCUUGCGCAGAACAUUUGUUUGAUUUCAACUUUAUACGAUGUCCCGUUUGUCGAGAUAAUUGUUACGUGAGUGGCGGGAUCUCUAGUUUGCCUAGAGUAAUUGCUCUAGAAAAUAUCAUAGAACGCUACAAAGCGGACAGAAGCUCGAAAGAAAACAUCAAUCAACAAGAAAAAACCCACGAUGCCUCACUUCUAGAUGUUUCCGUUUCUAGUCAAUCUGACACAGGGACCGAACUGUCAGUGCUAUGCCAACUUUGUAAUAUAGCAAAGAAAAAAGCUAAAAAGUCUUGCCUAGAUUGUAACGUGUCUUACUGUUCCAAUUGCCUUCUCCUGACUCACCAGAAGAAGGAUCCUUUCAAUACCCACGAGUUGGUAUCCCCUCGAGAUGAUCUUAAUCGGUCUGUGAAUGGUAUGUGCACAACUCACGCAGACCAACUUUCCUUGUAUUGCAAAGAAUGUUGCGUUCCAACCUGCAUGGCCUGCAAAGAUUCCAAUCUUCACAAAGGUCACUUCAUGAUCACUAUAGAAGACGCAUAUACAGACAUAAAGGCUUCAAUUGAUAAAAAUCUUCAAAAAUUAGGCAGCAGUCAGGAUAAAGUGACAACGGCUCUACAGAAUCAGAGAGAUAAUUUAAAAGAAAUGCAGCAAAAGAUAGACAGAAAGCGGGGCGAAAUCAACGCACAGUGUGACAUGCUCUUAGCUGAAAUUGAAAAUAAGAGAAAUUUCUUCCUGGCGGAUCUAGAGUACGAGGAACGCAUUCGUCAAAAUGAGCAAGAAGAACUGAUAAAAGUAAUGGAGCGGAUCUUAGGAUCUUCACAGGCGUUGUAUAGUUACACAUCGGAGGUGCUAAACGAGGAUGUCAGUGAGUUUCUAGAGGUGGCAAAUACAUUAAGUGAAAAACUGGUGAAGGCCACAAUUGACUGUGAAACCGCACAAUUUCAACCUUCAGACUGUGACGUCUUGCCGGGAAAACUUGUAGAUUUCAGAAAGGAAAGAAAUAUCAUAAGAGACAUGAAUUACUUACUUGCUCCUGUUACACCAAGCGUUGACGUCACGCGGUGCUCCAGAAGCGAGGACACAGUCGUACUAGUGCUCUCCCCUCCCAGACACUCACAUGACGUCAUAGACGAAUACCAAAUUCAUUAUUGCUCGGAGGAACAAAAGAGUCUUGAAAUCGAGGAUACAUUGAUUGUCAAAAAUGUCCCAGAGGACAGACUUGCUGCGAAAAAUGUUCCAAACUGUUCAGGAGUGGUUGUGGUAUUAGUUGAAAAUCUUUGCAAAGCAACAACCUACUAUUUUUGUGUAAGUGCUAGCAACCAGGCAGGAAGAAGUGCUAACUCGGAGGUUGUUCAGUGUACCACAUUACUGCCAGGAGAAAGUGUCAUUCCAGCUCCUGUGAUUGUUGAAAGCCUUUGUCGGCAGUUCGCCACGUCUGUACAGAUUUACAGUUCUAGCCCCCAGGACAUCGCCGCUGAGCAGCACAUCUCUCACUUCCUGUUGUAUCGCCCUCGGGGUCAGAGCAGAGCUUGGCGAACACUCUCCUUGUAUGGAAGGCAAGACCACAGGGUAUUCGGUUUACAGGCCAGCACGGAGUAUGAAUUUCUGAUUCUAGGGUGUAAUCAAAGGGGCGAAUGUCAAGUGUCUAAUAGAGUCAUUGUCCAAACAGAACAGUCUUAACGACAGUCAAAGUUUCUGUGUAUUUUUAAUCUUUCAAUAUAAUUGAAAAAAUUCUAUGCAAAGAAUUCAAUAAAAGGACAACUUCAAUUUCACGAUUUGAAAAUAUGUUUACAUCAGUAUUUUUAUAUAUUGCAAAUACUGUGAUAUUAUUGCAAAGUUUAUCUUAUUUGGUAUUUCAAGUAUAAACAAAAUCGUAAUAGUUUUUUCAUUCAAAGAUAUGAUUAAAGAUGAUAGAGGUUUUGAAAAAAAUAUAGCACUGGAGUACCAGGAGUAUCAAGUAAAAAAAUUGUAUCAUAAAAUGUCUGUGGAAUAUCCAUUUUUCAAAAGGAUUCAGUGCAAGGACAUAAUAUACUGUUUUGUUUUAUUAGAAUUAUUUAACUUUAUCGUAAAUGCUAGUCAGAUUUUGAUAUUGUUUGGCUGUGUUUGAAAAUGUGAUACAUGUAUGUAAGCUAGGUACAAGAUAUUUUUAAUCGAUACCAUGAGAUUUGUUUUAUUAUUUUUAAUUUAGGGAAUAUAUACGUGUGAUUAUAAGUAAAUUUAUUAAUUUUAUUGAAAAAAAUAUGCAUAAGAUUGUUAAAUGGAUGCAGUGGACCAAUUUGUUGAAUGUUUGUUAAAGAAAUCUUAGUUACUGUAUGGUGCUUUACAUGUAUUAAUUAAAUUUGUUCACUUCAGUAUUUGUGCACGCGCACUGCACGCACUGGUAGAGAUACAAACGUGUACUCCGCGUACGUGUUGUUGGGAAAACACUUUAGUUAAUAAAUUGUUACCACAAUAUCAGUUUUUCAC
Molecule: messenger RNA, 2767 nt
Organism: Saccostrea cuccullata (small rock oyster)
Lineage: Eukaryota; Metazoa; Mollusca; Bivalvia; Ostreida; Ostreidae
Product: E3 ubiquitin-protein ligase Midline-1-like
Exons: 9
Coding region: 212-1981 (589 amino acids)
Biological process (GO): protein monoubiquitination
Molecular function (GO): protein binding; ubiquitin protein ligase activity; zinc ion binding
Source: RefSeq, a predicted model, not a curated record